Molecule: messenger RNA, 584 nt
Organism: Aspergillus homomorphus CBS 101889
Lineage: Eukaryota; Fungi; Ascomycota; Eurotiomycetes; Eurotiales; Aspergillaceae
Exons: 3
Coding region: 67-378 (103 amino acids)
Biological process (GO): mitochondrial respiratory chain complex I assembly
Source: RefSeq, a predicted model, not a curated record
CCCCUCCCUCCCUCCCUCGACGCCUCCGCCCUUUCAGUCUCUUGUUUCCCCCACUUCUAUCUCACAAUGGCUUCCGGCUUCGGUAACAACGGCGGUGCUUCCCGCUGCUACAACUUCUGGCAAGAGGUUCUGGGUUGCUACGUAGUCAACUCGGCUGAGGGUGAGGCCGGCAAGAAGAAGUGCCUGCCCGCCUUGGAGGAUUACCACGAAUGCCUGCACCACAAGAAAGAGGUCAUGCGGACGAUGAAGAUGCAGGCCGCCUACCGCAAGGCUGAGGCCGCCCACCCCCGCGAGAACGCGCCCCGGGCCGAACAGAUUCGCAGUCUGGGACUGCUAGGGAAAGACGAAGAGUCAGCGGCGAUUUUGUCCAAGGCAUGAUGAGUGUUGUGCGCAUUUAGGGAGUGUGGUUCCAUGUUGAUUGUUUCAUUGCUACCGAGAUUAUGCUGGUUCUCUUAUAUCUUUGUCUGUUUAUCAUUGCGAGGUCCUUCGAUGUAUAAAAUGGACAAAUUUCUUCUAUUAGCUUGGGAGUGGGGGUGGUGUACCGCCGCAGGUUGUGUUUAUCGGGACUGGAAGCUUGUAGCGAC